AUGCCCUACGCAGGUCCCUCCUCCGACCCCUCCUCCUCCGCGACCGCGACCGCGUCCUUGCCACGCCCCUUCCACCGUCGCUCGCGCUCCUCCGGCAACUUCUCUGACGAACGCGGUCCCGGUGCCUUCGCUGGCCUCGGGCAGCUCCCCCGCCUCAACAAGAAGGCCGUCUUCCGCAUCAACGACGACAACGACGACGACAACGUCCACGACGAUGAACGCCCCUUCUCCCCGUACGCCAACCCAUACUCCCCCCUCAACUCCCUCCGCCUCUCCAUGAACGCCGGCAAGUUCUCCCCCUCCAUUCAGCCCCCGCCCAGGAUCGAAAUCCCCCCACUCGAGCCCCCGGCUGCUGUCCCCUUCCCCACCUCUUCCCCCACCUCCCCGUCAUCCGGUCCCCUCCUCUUCGCCACUUCGCUCUCCAGGGAGUCGUCGAGGUCGUCCACCGCCUCUCUCCCCCGCACGCCCUCCACCCCCAUCAUUCUCUCCAAUGGGAAGCCCCUCAAGUCCUCCCUCAAGUCUUCCGCCUCCUCGCCAAACAUCUCCGACCUGCCCAUCAAGCACAUACGUGCCCAGUCCGCUCCCUCGACGCCUAGCAUGAACAAGAACGUUCACUUCGCCGAGAAGGACGAGGGUCUGGAGACUGUCCGCGUUUACAACAGGACCGGCAAGCCCGCGUCCCUGUCGAAGCCUCCUGGCGAGGAGACCGAGACCGAGACCGAACUCGAGAACUCGUCCUCCUUCCCCUUCCCGAUUCUCCCCUCCUCCCUCUCCUCCACCAGCUCCGCAGCCCUUGUCCACGAGAUCGACCCGGCGCUCAACCGCACCAACCCGAUCCCGAAGUCGAACCCCUCGCCGUACGCCAACGUCUUCCUCGAGACGCUCUCCCUUCCCAAGACACGCCCUCCCACCCUUCGGGGGACGAUCCUGGCGCGGAACGUGUCCUUCGAGAAGACCGUCGCCGUCCGCUUCACGCUCGACGACUGGCAAACGACGAGCGAGGUGAUGUGCAAGCACGUCGUCAGCCUGCCGGGCCUCCCGCCACCCUUCCCUCGUGCACGCACGAUGGGCGACGUCGCCGGGAACCUCGCUACGGGUCAGCCGAAGGACGAGGAGAAGGAGCCGGCCGGACCGACUUGGGACCGCUUCAGCUUUACGAUCCGGCUGGAGGACUACGAGGCGAAGCUUUCCGAGCGGACUCUGUUCCUGGUCGUCCGCUACAACCCCGGGUGCGGCGGUGAAUGGUGGGACAACAACGACAACGCGAACUACCGUGUCGGCUUCCGCCGCGCCGCUGUCUCCCCGCUCCCGUCCCCCAGCUUGGCGAACUCGCAGCAGCGCACGUUCAGUGCUCCGAGCACGCUCCGGGCCACGCCGACUACCGGGGUCGUGGGUUCCCCGUACGCGCCUCCCACGAGGCAGCUCGCGCCGGCACCCCCUCAACUUGUCCGGAGCACGUCGUCCCCGUACCCCGUUCUCACACCGUCGACUGCCGAGCGUGAUCAGAAGGAGCGGGAGAGGAUGAGUGAGAAGGGGUUGGGCGCGCCGACGGCGGCGUAUCUGGCGCGCAAGCUGAGCUUUAGCAACUACGUGUCGCCGGCUUCGGCAGGGACGUCGAUGGUCACUCCGCCGACGACUCCGCCCGGUACGGUCCGGAUGCGCAGUGCGAGCUUGCCUAUGGAAGUUGGGAUCAGUGCAGACGGGCCGAAGGAGGAGGAACCGAAGGAGAAGAAGGAAGAGCAUCCAACUGACACUGUUCAAGGCACCGACACCCAAGGUGGAGGUCGCCCCCGAACCUGUAAGGCAACGCACACCUUCACCCCCCAGGAAGUCUCCGCCCCUGUUGUCGCCGCUGUAACUAUCCCGGGACCAUCGCCAGACGCGCUCUCACAAGCGCGGACGUCGUAUGGUUUCGAGUAUGGAAGCAGCCCCCCCGCCCUGGCACUCGGCUUCUCCGUUCCGAGAACGAGCAGCCCGCGACCGAUAAGCCCUAGUACGGAGGCGCAAGCAGCCGUCGAGUCGAUCAACACCGCCGUGCGCGAGCUUGGCCUGGGCCUCCCCGGGGCGCUUCCGCCAACGCGCGCCGCUCUCCGCCAGUGGUGCUUCGCCCAGAGUUCGCCUCCUCCGCAAUCGUUGGCGUCGACGCCGAUGCCGAUGCCGACGCCGAGCGAGGUCCCGAUGCUCAAGUCCGGCGAAAACACGCCCAAGGCGGGGUUCGGUGCGCUCGACCCUGGUGUGUCGCUAGACGCCGAAAAUGUCGCUGUCCGCGUCGAGCGCAUGGUGCUCGACGGCGUCGACAUGUAA
Epithele typhae is the source of this 2304-nucleotide messenger RNA. RefSeq lists its product as uncharacterized. NCBI's taxonomy places the organism in Eukaryota, Fungi, Basidiomycota, Agaricomycetes, Polyporales, Epitheliaceae. Gene Ontology annotation, molecular function: glycogen binding; protein phosphatase 1 binding. Gene Ontology annotation, biological process: regulation of glycogen biosynthetic process. The record is from RefSeq and is a predicted model, not a curated record. The transcript has 6 exons. The coding region runs from base 1 to 2304 and encodes 767 amino acids. Gene Ontology annotation, cellular component: protein phosphatase type 1 complex.